Rhinocladiella mackenziei CBS 650.93 is the source of this 423-nucleotide messenger RNA. RefSeq lists its product as uncharacterized. NCBI's taxonomy places the organism in Eukaryota, Fungi, Ascomycota, Eurotiomycetes, Chaetothyriales, Herpotrichiellaceae. The transcript has 2 exons. Bases 1 to 423 code for a protein of 140 amino acids. The record is from RefSeq and is a predicted model, not a curated record.
AUGAAGCAAAAUGUCGCUACUACCGGUGUCACGAACGCCACGUGGCUCAAGGACCUUGCUGACUAUCGCAAACAGGCCGAGCUACUCAUAGAAAUGAAAGAAGAGGAAGACAAGGAGGUGGGGCAGCGCCUUUGGGAAGUCGCGACUCGGAAAGUCAAGGAACGUACGAGGAAGAUCAUUGCUCUACGAGCCCUGCGUGCUCGUUGGAAUACCUUGAAAGCAGGGGACUGGAGAAAGGCCGAAACGGCUGAUGGCGUGAGCGACGGCGAGGCCGCACCUGAGGAAGAGAGACCCAACCAGGAUGAUCGUGCCGACAUUGAUAUCAGUGAGAUGGGACAUGGUAUGAGUCACGCAGCUGCUCCCUCAUGUUGGCUAUGCAAGCGACGGCGAGUGAUGGAGAUGGACCUGGGCCGGUCAAGAUAG